UGAAAAGAAUCUUUGGAAGCUCUCCUCUGGCUCUGGGUUUUCCCUUUCCUCUUGCUUUUCCUCUGCCCUCUCAUCUCUCUCAAAGAAUCACUUUUCCUUUGCCCUGAGAUACCCAUUUCUCUCUCUCUCUCUCUCUCUCUCUCUCAUUUUCCCAAUCCAAAAAGGCUAGCAGUAAAGAAAAAAGCUUAACAAAAGCCCUCAGCUUUUAUUUCCUUGUCUGCCAUUAAAAUGCCAUAAUAAUAUAACACUUGGCUUCCCUCCCAGUCCCACUUGCUAUUCUCUCUCUCUCUCUCUCUCUCUCUCUCUCUCUCCCACUAACGCUCGUCGGCAAAUCAACUUUCCGGUCUUUUCCGGCGAUUCCCCCUUUUCCACUCCUUUUUUCUUCUUUUCUUAGCGUUGUCUCUUUGAGUUUCUAAAGAAAAUGGGUUAACUUAUUGGGCUUAUAUUCUGUACUUACUAGACUAACUCUUAAAGGACCUCCCUUUAUCAAGUGCUGGACUGGUUUUUCCUCAUCUCGGUUUCCUGUUUCACCCCAUUUUUCCAUCUGGGAACCACCCACCAAAAACCCAUCGGAGAAAAAAUUUAAGGAAGAAAAAUGAUUAACCUCACAGACAUGUACCACGUUCUCACAGCCGUUGUGCCGCUGUAUGUUGCUAUGAUCUUAGCCUACGGCUCUGUGAAAUGGUGGAAAAUCUUUAGCCCCGACCAAUGCUCAGGCAUCAACCGCUUUGUCGCACUCUUUGCAGUCCCGCUCCUUUCCUUUCACUUCAUCUCAACAAACGACCCCUAUGCCAUGAACUACAGGUUCAUAGCCGCUGACACUCUUCAAAAAGUCAUCGUCUUGGUGGUCCUAGCCAUCUGGUCCAAAACCAGCUCGAGAGGCUCUCUGGAAUGGUCCAUCACCCUCUUCUCUCUUUCCAGUCUCCCCAACACGCUCGUCAUGGGAAUCCCUUUGCUCAAGGGAAUGUACGGAGACGCCUCAGGGACCCUCAUGGUUCAGAUAGUGGUCCUCCAAUGCAUCAUUUGGUACACUUUGAUGCUAUUUUUGUUUGAAUACAGGGGAGCCAGGCUUUUGAUCGUUGAGCAAUUUCCCGACACUGCUGGGUCGAUUAUUUCCUUCAGAGUUGAUUCUGAUAUCAUUUCCUUGGAUGGGAAAGAACCGCUUGAAACCCAAGCUGAAGUAGGUGAAGAUGGGAAACUCCAUGUUACGGUGAGAAAAUCAACUUCGUCUCGCUCUGAAAUCUUCUCCCGGCGUUCCCAUGGGCCUAAUUCCGGUCUUUCGCUCACUCCACGGCCAUCUAAUUUGACGAAUGCCGAGAUUUACUCGCUCCAGUCCUCAAGAAAUCCCACCCCUAGAGGUUCGAGUUUCAACCACACUGAUUUCUACUCCAUGGUGAACGGCAAGAACGCGACCAAUGUGAGCCCGAGGCAAUCCAAUUUCGGUAAUCUGUGUUUCGACGAGGAGAGCGGCGGAGCCGGCGUGUUCGGGAACCCGGCGAGAGCAAAUGGGGCUUACCCGGCUCCUCCGAGUGCCGGUAUUUUCUCUCCCGGUGCGAAGAAGAAGGUCAAUGGGGGCGGUGGUGGUGAUGGAGGUAAGGACCUUCACAUGUUUGUUUGGAGCUCAAGCGCCUCCCCUGUUUCCGAAGGUGGGAUCCAUGUUUUCAGGGGUGGAGAAUAUGGGAAUGAGCUUGGUGGGGUUGGUCACCAAAAAGAUUAUGAUGAGUUUGGUCGGGACGAGUUCAGCUUUGGAAACAGGCAGGCGGCGAAUGGGGUUGACCGGGAAGGCCCCGUGCUUUCGAAGCUCGGCUCGAGCUCCACGGCGGAGCUCCACCCAAAGAGUGGUGCUCACGGUGAAUCAAAGCAAACAUCUAUGCCGCCUGCUAGUGUUAUGACCCGACUCAUUUUGAUUAUGGUCUGGCGAAAGCUCAUUAGGAAUCCCAAUACUUACUCCAGCCUGAUUGGCCUCACCUGGUCUUUGGUCUCAUUCAAGUGGAACGUUGUAAUGCCUAAGAUCAUAGCCGAGUCCAUAGCCAUUCUGUCUAAUGCUGGUCUCGGAAUGGCCAUGUUUAGUCUUGGUUUGUUCAUGGCAUUGCAGCCCAAAAUUAUUGCAUGUGGGAACUCCAUAGCUACCUUUGCCAUGGCUGUUCGUUUCGUCACCGGUCCAGCGGUCAUGGCUGCCGCCUCAUUUGCUGUUGGACUAAGAGGAGUUCUUUUGCACAUAGCCAUUGUACAGGCAGCUCUUCCCCAAGGGAUUGUCCCCUUUGUCUUUGCUAAGGAAUACAAUGUUCAUCCUGACAUUCUGAGCACUGGGGUUAUAUUUGGGAUGCUAAUAGCUCUUCCUAUUACACUAGUCUACUACAUCUUACUGGGACUUUGAAGUUGAUGAGACACUGAAGCUGUUAGGGAAAUAGUUACACUAGUAUUUUUUUUUUAUUUUUGGCUCUCUAACAGAUGAACAACAUUAGCAUUUCAGUGAUUUAGAGAAGAGAGGAGAAAGUAGGGAGAAGCAAGUGGAAAAGAGUGAGGAGAAAUUGAAGCAUAAUGAUGAGCACUUCGGGGAGCUGCUAUUAACUUUUGUUUUCAUUUUUUGCCUUUUUGUUUAACUGAGCCCUUGUGCUAGGCUGCUGCUAGCUACUGCUUUUGUUGUUUUGACGAGGGAAGUGAAAACUUGUUUGUAGUUGGAGACAGCACUAGCUACUUUUUUACCACUAACUUUUUUAUGUUGAAAAAAAGAUUUAAAAGGCAAUUGGAAUCUCUAUGCAAGAAAGUCGGGCAAAAGCGAUUUUUGCAGGGAAAGAAACGUGUGAAACCAAACAGUGCCUGCUGGCAGUUCAGCAUAGCACUAUGAUAGCCUGAUGGGGGCUGCAGUAGCCCAUGUCGGGUUUUGUUUCAGUAGGCCUUGUUGUAUUCAAUUUCAGGCUAUGUUUUGGCAGAAAGCUCCUUCCAAGAGACAGGGUCGCCAUCAAUUCUGUAUGGAGAUAGGCAUUGGCAAAAGUUGCCACUUCAAUUCAAA
Messenger RNA from Alnus glutinosa, 3013 nucleotides. Its product is annotated as probable auxin efflux carrier component 1b. The record is from RefSeq and is a predicted model, not a curated record. Lineage: Eukaryota; Viridiplantae; Streptophyta; Magnoliopsida; Fagales; Betulaceae. Bases 596 to 2377 code for a protein of 593 amino acids. The transcript has 6 exons. Gene Ontology annotation, cellular component: plasma membrane; endoplasmic reticulum. Gene Ontology annotation, biological process: auxin export across the plasma membrane; auxin polar transport. Gene Ontology annotation, molecular function: auxin efflux transmembrane transporter activity.